Molecule: messenger RNA, 1845 nt
Organism: Micromonas pusilla CCMP1545
Lineage: Eukaryota; Viridiplantae; Chlorophyta; Mamiellophyceae; Mamiellales; Mamiellaceae
Exons: 9
Cellular component (GO): microtubule; cytoplasm; membrane
Molecular function (GO): microtubule binding; GTP binding; GTPase activity
Source: RefSeq, a predicted model, not a curated record
CAGGAAGCGUGCGCGCUCGCGGGGGAUAACAUCGACGCCGCGCACCGCGCGAACCUCCCGUCCGUGUGGGAGACGCUCCCGCAGAUCGUCGUCGUCGGCGGACAGAGCAGCGGGAAGAGCUCGGGCGCGUUCUUGCUCGAGGCCAUCGUCGGGAGAGACUUUCUUCCGCGCGGCGCGGGGAUAUGCACGCGGCGGCCGCUCGUGUUGCAGCUCCUGUGCGUGGACGAGGAGCGCGACACCGCGAAGUUUCUUCACAAGCCGGGGGAGGCCUUCACGGACUUCGCGAAAGUCCGCGAGGAGAUCGAAGCGGAGACGAACCGCGCGCUCGGCGUCGACAGCAAGAUCGUCUCCAGCGAACCCAUCAUGCUCAGCGUUCGAAGCCGAAACGUCCCCAACCUCACCCUCGUGGACAUGCCCGGGCUCACGAAAGUCGCGACGAAGGAUCAGCCGCCUUCGAUCGUGCGAGAGAUCGAGGACAUGGCGCGGGCGUUCAUCGCGCCCGCGAACGUCGUCAUCGUCGCGGUGUCGCCCGCGAACGCGGACAUCGCGACGUCGGACGGCGUGCGCAUCGCGCGAGAGGUCGAUCCAAACUUGGAGCGCACCGUGGGCGUGCUCACGAAGCUCGACCUCAUGGACCGCGGCACGGACGCGCGCGACGUCCUCGAAGGCCGGUCGUUGAUCGUCGAACACGGCUGGUGCGCCGUCGUGAAUCGCUCGCAAAACGACAUCAACACCGCCGUGGACAUGCGCACCGCGCGCGCGAACGAGCGCGCGUUCUUCGCGUCCAAGCCGGAGUACUCGCACGGCGUCAACGUCGGCACGGACACGCUCACGGUGAUGCUGACGCGCGUGCUUGGCGACAGCAUCCGACGCCAGAUGCCGAAGAUUGAGGAGAUGAUCGAUCAAAACGCGGCGGCUUUGGAGAACGAGGCGUGUUCUGGUUACACUGCGAUGCCGGGCGAUCGCGGCGCGCUGAUGCACGAGGUCUUGCUCAGCUGCGGCGAGUUCGAGAAGGACUUCGCAGCCGCGCUCGACAGCGGCAAGGGCGGCGGGGAGACGAUACGGGUCAUCUUCGAAGAGAAGCUCGUGGCGGCGUUGCGAGCGUUGAACAUGCGGGAGUUUUACAGCGCGAAAAACGUGAAAGCCGUCAUCGACGCCGCGGACGGGUACCAACCCCACCUCGUCGCGCCGGAGAUGGGUAUCCGCCGCCUCAUCGAGCUCGGCUUGGACCGGCUCCACGAGCCGACGACCGCGUGCGUACGGUCGGUCGACCGCGUAUUGCAGUCCAUGGUCGAGCGCGCCGUGGAGAGGCGCAACACCGGCGAGGCGCUUCGACGGUUCCCGUCGCUUCGCCGCGCGGUCGUCGCCGCCGCGCACGACGCGCUCGAGCGCCACAAGCGCGAGGCAGAGGCGAUGGUCACCGCGAUGGUGGACAUGGAGGCGUCGUACUUCGACGCGGAUUUUUUCCGGCGGUUUUCGAGCGACCCGGAGGCGGCGCUGGAAGCCGCGGGCGGCGGCGGCGGCGAGGCGAAGCUCGACGACGGCGAGUCGACCGACCGCGGCCCCGAGAGCCACCUGCGCCUCAUCAGCGCGAGCGUGUACGCGUACGUGGACGCGGUCCGCGCGCGUAUGGCGAAGACCGUCCCGAAAGCGGUCGUGCACUGCCAAGUGUUGCGGGCGCGUCGCGGGCUGUUGUCGAGGUUUUACGCGUCGCUGGGCGCCAAGGCGCAGUUGCUCGCGCUCAUGAACGAAGACCCGGCGGUGUCGAAGCGCCGCGUCGCGUGUCGCGAGCGCGUCGCGCUGUUACGUCGCGCGAGGGACGAGAUCUCCGCCGUCGUCGGGUGA